AUGUGCCUUUCGCAGCAGUCUGCGCCCGUGCAAGAGGAGAUAUUCUCAAGCACGACUGGCAACUGCAGAGAGGCAACAUGCAAGGGCAUCUGCUUCAAUUCUGCAUCUGAUGAGCCAGCAGAUACUGACGUCACGAUUCGGCGGACGAUCGGCAACUUGGAUGCCUUGCUUGGCAUAGAGGAAGACGAGAAAGGGAAGCCCAUAAACGACGGUGAAAGCAAGGGGGACAGGAGCGCUGGACUGGAGGUGGGAAUUGCGCCAGAGGUGCUUCGACAACUUGCAGAGGCAGAGGCUGCAAGGGGCCCUGAGCCGGGCGAUCUAGCUGAUAUCAAGCAGCUUGAAAAGCAGAUGAUGCAAAUUGCAGAGACUGCAAAGCGCGCUGCAAGCGGCACGGACGAGAAGGAGAGUGAGGCAAUGCUGCGCACAGAGUUUGAGAAGCUGCUGCAGAUUUUGCGGCCGGAGAGUGUGAUGGACAAAGAGGACUUGCAGCAGAUGAAGGACAAAGUCUUUGGCCCAAUGACGUUCUUCGUCACAGAAACGCGCCUCACAGAUGACUUUGCUGUGGACGCCGGCUGGCUCAUACGAGGGAACCUUCGAGCGAAGAAGGAGGAGGUUCUGGGCAUUGUGGACAAGGGAAUUCAUGAAUUGUUCGGCGACAAGUACAGCGUGCUACUGGUGGAGGACCCGGAUGCGGAGGAGGAGGAUGCGCGUGGCGGCGCGCGUGUGGCGUUUCAGGUGAUGCCCACGGCGGCCGUGGAGCCGGCGCCGGCGCCCGCGUGGCAGAGCUACGCCGCGGCCGUCCUCUUCCUCUUCUCCGCCGCCACCUGCCUGCAACUGGGCCUGGCCGCCAACGAAAUCAUCGAGUGGCUGGCCAAGCCGGAGAACCUGCAGGCGGAUAGCCUGCCGCCUUUCGUGGAGAACUUUGAUGUGGCACCCUACCUUGUCUCCGCACUGCCCAUUGCCGGCGGCGUGCUGGGCAUCAACCUGCUGCACGAGCUCGUCCAGCGCUCUGUCGCCGCCAGCAAGCAGGCACGCCCACCCACCACCUCCAACACUAUCAAGCUGGGGCCGCCGCUCUUCGUGCCGAACGGGCAGAUCGGCUCGUUUGGGGCGCUGUCUCAGACGAAGAGCCUGGUGCGCAACCGGACCGACCUCUUCGAUCUGGCCUUCUCCGGGCCUGCAGCCGGCUGCGCCGUCUCGGUCGUGGUCUUCAUCGUGGGCCUCGUGCUCUCCGGCAGUGGCCUCCCCAAGGAGGAGCUGCUGCCGGUGCCGGCGUCGCUGUUCCAGGGCAGCCUGCUGCUGGGGGGACUGGCGCGCGCCGUGCUGGGCCCCGCUGCGGCCGGCGCGCCAACGCUCAUCCACCCGCUCUUCAUCACCGGCUGGUGCGGCCUCGUCGUCAGCGCCCUCAACCUCCUCCCCGUCGGCUCCCUCGACGGCGGCCGCAUGGUCCAGGCGGCGUAUGGGCGGAGUGCGCUGGCUGCCACGUCCUUCUUCACAUACGUGGGCCUGGGCCUUGGCUUCCUGGCAUCCUCCCUGUCACUGCCCUUCGGGCUCUUCGUGCUCAUCUGCCAGAGGAACAGCGAGAAGUACAUCCAGGACAGUGUCACGCCACCGGAGCCAGGUCGACAGCGCAUCACCUGGAUCGCGGUUCUGCUCUCUCUGCUAAUCCUGCUGCCCAUGCUCCCUGAGGCGGCCGAGAAUAUCAGCUCAGUUGCACCGGGCCUUUACUUGUAAAGUUAGAUUUUUGCUCCAGUGAAAACCACUUUGAACUCUUCGACAGUGGUCAGCCAUGAGGGAUGUGUGUGAUAGAAGAUGCAUGUGGCUACAUUGAAGCCAAGUAGAUUGGAUAUUCUGAAGUGGAAAGCAAGCGGGGCAUAUUCUGAAGCAUAGGCAAUGAUGGUGAGACGAGUCUGCAACUGCGAGUCUUUG
Molecule: messenger RNA, 1929 nt
Organism: Coccomyxa subellipsoidea C-169
Lineage: Eukaryota; Viridiplantae; Chlorophyta; Trebouxiophyceae; Coccomyxaceae
Exons: 12
Coding region: 1-1734 (577 amino acids)
Biological process (GO): proteolysis
Source: RefSeq, a predicted model, not a curated record